Molecule: messenger RNA, 211 nt
Organism: Python bivittatus (Burmese python)
Lineage: Eukaryota; Metazoa; Chordata; Lepidosauria; Squamata; Pythonidae
Source: RefSeq, a predicted model, not a curated record
UUUAACAAAAACAUUAUUUUGUCCCAGGCUGGUGACUUUACAAAUCACAAUGGUACAGGAGGGAAAUCUAUAUAUGGCAGUCGAUUUCCUGAUGAAAAUUUCAUCCUUAAACAUGUUGGACCUGGUGUCCUCUCAAUGGCCAAUGCUGGUCCCAACACAAAUGGAUCUCAGUUCUUUAUUUGCACGGCCAAAACAGAUUGGUAAGCAUUGG